Manacus vitellinus (golden-collared manakin) is the source of this 7400-nucleotide messenger RNA. RefSeq names its product solute carrier family 30 member 7 (gene SLC30A7). The record is from RefSeq and is a predicted model, not a curated record. Gene Ontology annotation, molecular function: zinc ion transmembrane transporter activity. The transcript is spliced from 9 exons. Gene Ontology annotation, cellular component: membrane; Golgi apparatus. Bases 1208 to 2134 code for a protein of 308 amino acids. NCBI's taxonomy places the organism in Eukaryota, Metazoa, Chordata, Aves, Passeriformes, Pipridae. Gene Ontology annotation, biological process: transmembrane transport; zinc ion transport; intracellular zinc ion homeostasis.
UAGCACCUAAGGACAAUUCAUCAUGCCAUCAUCUUUCUGCCUUAAGUGUUACAGUUGUGUGUAUAUAUAACUCUGUAUGUGUCCCUAAAGUAUAUAUGUAAAUAUAUAGAUUGAGGCACUUGUUCUCUCUCCUCUCUUCCAAACCCGCUUCUUCCACAGUUGAGUGUUUCAUCUGAAACACUUCAGAUUAAUUUUGUAAUUGUUUUCAGUCAGACUCAGAUGGUUUAGUUUUUUUAAUGUGAGGUAGUUGGAACUCUGGCUAAUGAAACUUUUUGUUUGACUUCAGUGUGAAAAUGUGGCUGUCUUCUAGAACUUGUUACUACCAGUAAACACUUCUUGUUCUCCAGUUUCCUAAAACUGAGUUGUGUACAUAAUUGUUCUUAGACAACCAAAGGAUUGGGAAAAUGGAACUUUUGGGAUGACUGCAGUAAGAAAUGUUCAUCAGUACCUCUGUAUCAAAUGUCUUUCCAAAUAUGAAGCAGAUUAUGUGUUGCACAUACUUCCUUGCAGACUUACAGAACCCGUUUAUGAGUAAUUUAGUUAACUUUGGCAGCUGUUGUGUGUAGUGUUAAAGCCAGUUUACCUAUAGCUUACAAACUGAUAUGAGUUCUACUGACCGAAAAACUCAUGGACUAAUUUAGCUUGCUUUGAACUUUUUAGCAUGCUGUUUUACCCUACACUUUAACUGUGUUUGUCAGUCGAGAUUGUAGUUGUGCAUUGGUCUUUGAAAUAAAUCCUUUAAGAUAUGAUCUUUCAACUUCUGCUUCAUUCAGCUUCUAGAUCUAAGAGGAGUGUGGAUCUUCUAGUCAAUGCCUUGCAGCUGCUAAGGCAAAGAUUUAAGGUUGAAUUAUGUUAUCAAGAGGUGUGCCUGUGGGUAGAUCUACUCCAGAGGUUUUGGUUUGUGUCGAGGGAACCCACCUUUCACUAGCACCAAAAUCAUAUGCUAGGAGGAUUUUUUUUGCCAAGCGCUCUUCCAAAGUGCCUUUCCUAAGCUGACAAAAUCAGUGUUGGCGUUAUAUUUGUGUUGGUGAUGAACUGUGGAUUUCUCUGUGCUAGCAAAACCAUGCCUGAAGCUUAGAAACACAGUGUAUUCUGCUAGUGUGUAAAAGAUAAUUGGCUGUAGAUUUUUUUUCAUGUUCAACAUGUGGAACAUAACAUUUUUUUCUUGUUCUCUUUCAGUUUAGGUCUAAUAUCAGAUUCUUUCCAUAUGUUUUUUGACUGUACUGCUCUAUUGGCUGGAUUAGCAGCUUCAGUUAUUUCAAAAUGGAGGUCAAAUGAUGCUUUCUCAUAUGGGUAUGUUCGAGCAGAAGUACUUGCUGGUUUUGUAAAUGGUUUAUUCCUCAUCUUUACAGCGUUCUUCAUUUUUUCUGAAGGCGUUGAGAGAGCACUUGAGCCUCCUGAUGUACAUCAUGAGAGACUUCUUCCUGUUUCUAUACUAGGAUUCAUUGUAAAUCUUAUAGGAAUAUUUGUUUUUCAGCAUGGAGGUCACGGGCAUUCACACGGAGCUGGGCAUGAGCACAGUCAUUCUCUGUUUAAUGGUGGUCUCGGCCAUGGGCACAGCCACGGAGGUCAUGGGCACAGCCAUGAACAGAAACAUGCACAUGGACACAGUCAUGGUCACGGCCAUGGGCACUCUCAUGGUCAGGAUUAUUGUCAUGAUGACCAUUCUCUUGAAGCAGUGGCUGGAUCCAGCAAACAGAUUUUACAAGGUGUAUUUCUACACAUUGUGGCAGACACGCUCGGAAGUAUUGGUGUGAUCAUAUCUGCUAUAUUGAUGCAGAACUAUGGUCUAAUGAUAGCAGAUCCUAUUUGUUCAAUGCUGAUAGCACUACUUAUAGGUGUAAGUAUUGUUCCACUUUUAAAAGAAUCCAUUGGGAUUUUGAUGCAGCGAACUCCUCCUUCCUUGGAAAAUGCCCUGCCUCAGUGCUACCAGAGGGUGCAGCAGUUGCAAGGAGUUUACAGUUUACAUGAUCCACAUUUCUGGACCCUCUGUACUGAUGUUUACAUAGGGACUUUGAAAUUAUUAGUAGCUCCUGAUGCUGAUGGAAGGUGGAUUCUAAGCCAGACUCACAAUAUUUUUACUCAGGCAGGAGUAAGACAGCUUUACAUACAGAUUGAUGUUGCAGCCAUGUAGUGAAUUUCUGGAAUUGUGCUGUUGGACCAAAGUUUUCAGUACUGUACUGGUACAACAACCUACUUCUCGAGACAGAGCCUGCCUCCACCACUGUUCUGGAAUCGACUGAAGAGAUUUCUGCCCUUGGGCUAUGGGUGGAGUUCACUUCUAAGGAGUAAAUAUUGAAUGAAUGUUAUGGACUUUGGGUCUUGGUUUUUUUGGGGCCCCCAAACUUGUAAGUUUUUGAGGGGUUUUUACUUAAUAAGAUUGCGGUACUGGAAACCCUGUCAUGUCUUCAGUAAAGCUGCUGAAACCACUGCUCAUUCCCAUAAAACCAGUGUUAUCGACAAUUGGAAACUUGUUUUGUAGAUGACGUCACAAUGGCUGACAUGCUUCAAUAUAAUUGUAUGUUUGUACAAUUGUUUGUACUUUGCAAACUUAAUGAACCAAACCAUAUUGGGUUUUCAAAGUGCCUUUUAUAUCAGGAGAGCUAUUUGCCAGCAUAAAUAUGGAGCAUCAAAGGGUUUUAUUACUUUUACAAAUAAUCUUGUAUGCAGUCUGAUUAUUUACUAGUGAUGUAUGUGGGGGGGUUGUGUACUUGCAUAACUGUAGAUGUUAGACUUCCAUUAUACUUGCAUCUUACCAGACAGAAGAAUUCUAAAUGUAAAAGACAAAGCUGUUGUGAAGAGACUUGCUUCCAAAAUAAGCUGGGUAUUUUGUUACAUGUCUUGUGAAAAUUAUUUUCGUCAAAAUAUUAAGAUUUAACUCCAAUUCUUAGUCUCUUCAUACUGUUGAAAGUAACGAGACACUACAUGAUGCUACUCAUGUUUAUAGUCACUUAAGAAACAGACAGCUGAGGGAAGAUGCUGGUGAUGGAAGCAGUGCUUGAAGUUUUUCAUUUUCCAAAUCCUGGUGGAAAAAACUAAAUCUUGAAAUUGUGAAAGCGUAAAUCUCCUUGAUUUUAAUAGGUUGUAAUAAUUUUUAUUAAAGUGAUUGGUGAGAUAAUUUUUGCCUUUCCAAAUACUGAAAAUAGUUGUUCCUGGUGGCUAUACCCAAAACAGAAAUAAGGACCGUGUUUCAUAUUUAAGAUUAUGUUUUUCCCAGGUUGACAAGUCUGAUAUCUUUGACUAUCUUACUGUAGCUUUUGUAUGUUUUCAUGGGGGAGAAAGUUCUUAGUGCAGCAUGGCUUGGUUGGUUGGGGUUUUUUCCAGAAACAUUAGUCUGUCAUAUUUUUCUACCAUUUAUAAUCAUUUUGCUCAGAUAUCUGAGUGUUGUUUUCAAAACAAAUCUGCUAUACUUGGUAUUACAGAUGAUAGUUCCACUAUGCUGUAGUUGUUAACUUAUAAUGGAAGAGUUUUUAAGAGGACAUUUUCCAAACAGAACACUGUGGAGUAAAAAACAAGGCAGGCAUUUUUCUGAUAAAUCAUAGCUGCCACUGACUGGUAUGGAUUUUAAGUAUUUUUUUGGUACCUGUUAUGUGGUAAUAGUGAAAUGAAGGCCCUCUGAAGGUGACAGUGUCUGUGUAGUAAGUGCUGGGCACUACAAAAUUACUGAAGGUUGAUUUGCAGAAAUGUUUGCCGCUGAUAUUGCUGAAUUCGUAGCAGAUAUGAAGAGUUUCUUGCAUUCACUCAGUUGCCAAACUGAUAGGUGGUUCCUGACUUUUCCAGAUGGGAUAUUGAAACAUGAAUGUUGAUUUUGUACAGAGCUUAGGGGUGUACUCUUGUGCUUGGAACCCAAAACUGGAUGCAAAGAAAAAUAGCAGUACAAAGCCACAUAUAUUACUGCUUUUAAGCUUUAUAGUCUCUUCCAGCCUUCAGAUCUUCUUUAUCCCUGUUGCUGGUUUCUCAUCCUGUUGGCUGCUCCUGGGGAUGUGGGUGCAGAGUGCCCUCUCAUCUGGCUGCACCGCUCCACAUCUCUCUUCUGGCCUCCUGCCUGGCGCUCUGUCAGGCUCUCUCCCCAUCCCACCUUGCAGAUCCCCUGCCUGGCCCAGACUUUCCUGACUGAAAGAUGGGAUCUGGGAGUUGCACAGCACAGGGUGGGUGCAACAAUCUGUUGAGCAGAUUUGAGCAUUGCAGUUUAAGAUACCAUGUGCAUGUAUGUUCACAGAAAAGGUGAUUAAAAUCUGGUUGUGAUUAUAGGGUGGAGUUACUGUUUUGUAGUGUGUUGCAUAUAGACUGCUGCUUGUUGGCUGACAGCAUGACUUCCUCAUUUUUCAGUAGUUAGUGGUACUGCUAUUUGAGGCUAGAGAAGAUCAACUGAUACUACUUUAAAGGCAAGCACCAGCCAACUUCAAUGCCAUUGUGUCAUGAUCCAAGAGCAGGCUUUGGUUUAAAUUUUUAUACCAGCAUGUUUUGGGACUGGGUAUUCCUGGACUUGAUAAAAUACUGUAGUGCUGCCCUAGUCACUGAGCUUGGCCACUACUUUAGUUUUCUUAAUGAAAAGACAACUGCUACUAUUUGUUCCCAAGUGACAAUCUGGCCAAGUGGCAGUUGGAUUUUUUUGAUGCUGGUAUUUUUUUAAAUGUACAUCUACAGACUUUUUAAAUAUGGCAAAUGGAGUGAAAAAGCCUAUAAGCCAGUUAUAAUUAUAAAAACAAUUUUAAUUACUUUUUUUAUUUGUUUUGCUUAUUAUGAUAUAUCAGAUUGUUGGAAGGAUAUGUACAAGUCUGAGUUUUCUAACUAAGAUAGCACUUCGUUAUUUUUAAACUUGGUGUUUUAUAGUAAGAAAUGUAUCAUUUGUUUGUCAAAUAUUAUUGGGGAUAGUGUAGGGAAGCCAGAUUUAAAAUAGACUUUAAGCCUUUUUAGGCUUUCUGAAAAAGGAUAAGCAUCACAAAAUGUUACAGAAGACAGUAUAUGACAUGUUCAGUAGGUAACUACAGUCAUAUCUAGUAUGUCAGUAAACCAAGUGACAUCAGAUUUAUUUUUUUCACUUACUGAGGGGAUACUUGCUCAGGUUUUAGGAGAGUACAAAUCACGCAAAUGACAGUGCAGCUUUUCUUACCCUGAGAGCCAAAGGACCAUUACUUUGUGUUUUGCUAAUUACCUAACACUUGGCUGCUUAUGUAACACUUUGCUUUUGACACUUUAUUGGAGAUGCAUGGCAUCAUUUAAACAAAGCUUUGUGUGAGUGGCUGACAUCCAGAGAUGGAUGAACGUCCGCAGAUCAUCUGCUAAAACUCAGCUUUCUGGUAUUCACUACUGAAUUUUGAAUGAAGUUUUCAAUUUAUGGUUUUCUCAUGUUUUCAUGUAGCUGAGCUUACUAUGGGGUUAAACGUAGUCUGUCUUUGUGGUUUGUUUUUUUCUGUGACUGAAACCAGUAACUUACAACCCUGUUGUCCCAAAGACCAAGCCUGCAAACUGCACGAUUUUUAGCGCCUACAGCAAAAUAAGAAGACAAAUGCUGCAGAGUGUCUGUAUGAAAAUGCCCCAGUGUUUUUUAUGGUAAAUAACAGUGGAAGAAAACUACUCUUAUGAAUAUGCACAGUGAAGACUGGUCCUUUAUAGGCUAAUCCGGUAAGUCUACAGAUAUGUACAAGACUGGCUCCUUAGAUGAGCUGGGCCCCUACAGAGAGCUGAGUUACUUGUGUGAUUUGCUAAACUAAGGCAAAAAGUGCAAGAAGCAAAUAAAUGACUCUGGUUUUUAUGUAAUACUGCUUACUAAAACAAAAGUUUAGUUGCAUCAUUAGUAAGAGCUGCUUACUCUAUUUUUACAUAAAAAUUGAAGCUGCUGCUACUAAUAAAAUGGACAUUAGUGACUCUUAACAUUCUUAAUUUUUUAAGUAAAACUGGCUUUAAAGGUGAAGGAAAGUAAGGGUAUCUCUUUUUAACUGUUGUAAGUGAACCUGUUUUGGGAAUUCAGAGAAGAUUCAAGAGGGGAGAGAAGCUGCUGCUGACCUGCAGUUUUCCACCCUUUGCACACACUCUGCAUUCAGAUUGUAAAGUCUAUGGCGUUUCUCUUAGUGCAGAUUUCAGUUGCAGUUGCACAGUGCAAAUUUUCAGUUGCAUGCUUCUGUAAAAUGCAAACUCUUCUCUCUCUUCAUGAAACAAGGUCUUUAAAUACCAGUUCAGAGCAACAGUUUUAUUUAAUAAUUAAGCCCUGUCCUGUUUCUUCCAGAAGCCAUCAGACUGCCACUUGCUAUGAUUCUUGAUUAUUCACCCCUUUAAGCAGGAUUUUCUUUUUUCUCUUUUUUAAUAAUCUGUCUGAUCCCUAAUACUGACUCAGUAGUUAAUUCCUCCUUUACACUUCUACUCCCUUUUGGAUUUGUCCCCCAUUCAGGCUUUGUUGCAGUGACCAUUCCUGUUGGGACUCCAUUGGCCAGACACUGCUAUAAUGUGAAGAUGCCAGUCAUGCUUUGCUGUGCCUGGCAUGUGAAGACUGUCUUGCUGUGUGCACACACUGCUUAAUCUGCUUCUCUGUUUCAGUGAGCCACAAAAAGUUCCUGCCUCUGUGGUAAUUUGGCGGAAAUAAUAAGUAAAAGGAGGUGGGUAUUUCACUUCCCAUGUGCAUUGGAGUCUCUCACGUGUAUGCUGGGAUCUUGUACAAGAGUUAAGUGAAUGGCUACAGUAUUUUGGCUGAAGUGUGAAAUAAUGUGAAUGAAGCAAUUGCCAAAAUCAUUCCUGGUAGCAGAUAGCAUAUUGCUUACCUUUACCUUUAAAUUACAGGAAUUACUCUUAGCAGUGAGCUAAAGUUGAAUAGCACAGUGUGUCAAAGUACCUGUGAAGAAAUCAUAAGGCAGCUCACUAAAAUUCUGAAGACUCUGUAUGAUUUGUUCUGGAAUGCUAAUGUUAGUAGCUUAGCCAUGACUUGUCCCAAGUGCAAUAUUAAAAAAUUUUUAAUGUAAUCUUUUCUACUUGAAUACAGUCUAUAUAAAAUGUUAAAUAUCCUAUAUUGCUGACGAGAUAUGGGAUCAAAUUUCUUUCCAAUAAAUCUUCAGUUUAAAAAAAAAAAUGCAUACAGGUCUGCUUUGUUCUCAUCUUACCGUGAAGACUAGUUGAAAUAGUGACCACCAUCAUCCACCAGCUGAUUUUAAAGAGAAUUCUUGCAGUCUGCUGAGACUUGGCUUAAGGUUAAUUGUGGUUGUUGCAGUUAAGAGUCCAGCCCUUUGUGAAUGCUAGCAUUAACAUGAAGAAAUCCAGUUCUAUUUUAAGUUGCAGCCUUCUGAAAUAAGAAAUUCUGUGCAGCUUCUCCAUCUGUUUCACCAGCUGAUCAAAGGGUAAGUUCUUGUUUUUCUCGGUUUAGAGCAUUCUCACUUGUCUGUAUUCACUCUCCCAAAGUAAAGAUGGACACA